Messenger RNA from Patiria miniata (bat star), 3353 nucleotides. Its product is annotated as IgGFc-binding protein-like. The record is from RefSeq and is a predicted model, not a curated record. NCBI's taxonomy places the organism in Eukaryota, Metazoa, Echinodermata, Asteroidea, Valvatida, Asterinidae. The transcript has 5 exons. Bases 603 to 2354 code for a protein of 583 amino acids.
GGGUAUGCGGGAAACCACAGCAUAAACCCCAGAGACUUAUGGGAAGGGCACCCUGAUUGGAUGUCCGCAAAUUCAGCUGAUUCAAUGCCGAGAGGAAGUCGAGGGUUGUAAGCGUCACGUCAGGCUGACUCAGCCGCAGUGCCAGACGGUACACUGUGGUCCUACAACUCCCAAGAAACCUGCCGCCAUCUUGGCCACUCAAGGGACCAACAACUUGGCACAACUCCUUGUCGCACUGCCGACACGUUGGGAUGUGUAAGACGUGUACCGUCGUGUUGUGCUGAACGACGCUAGGAACCAGGCUGCUGUGUGAGCAAUUCGCUUGCAGAUUUGGAAAUACGUGUCGCAGUAAAGUCUUCGGAGUGCCUCGAACUUCGUUGUCGAACUUCGUGGGGUUCGCUGUCGACCUCGUGGAGGUUGUUGUCGACCGGAAGAUAUACUUGCAAGUUGUAACGCGAGUCUUCAGAAACAACCUUUCUUGAACUUUUUUAGCUGGAAAGACAACCGCGUAUUCCUGCGCUCUGCGUUUACGUGUCUGUAUAUCAAGGUUGCUUUUGCGCGCCUUUUCUUCUUCACAUUUUGUUAAUAGAGUACUUAUAGAGAUGGAACCCAAGACAGCUUUAUUAUUUUUGGCGGUUGUGGCCUCCUUUGUUGCCACUGUGAACUGCCAGAGGCGACUCCCACCUAACCAGACUCCGUCCAUAUUGAGACCGGCACCGGAUACGAGAGGAGUAGAUUUCAUCUUCUGCUUCAUGAGCAACUUUCAGAUUCCGGAGCGUCUCAUCCUCAUCAUCGGCGGCAACUCACCGGGCGACACGAUGGUGCGCAUCACCGUCCCAGAGCUCAACAUCCUUCGGUUCGUCACGGUUCCCGAGCAACAGACACGGUUCGUGGACAUCCCGCCCAUCGCAGCGGCUAUCGGUACGGGCUUCCAGAACGGUACGGUCUACGUGCUGGCCCAGCAAUUUGUCACCGUUCAUGCUGUCAACUCCAUCUCCAACACCAACGACGGAUUCCUGGCCAUUCCAACGGAUGGGCUCGGAACGGAGUACAUCAUAGCUUCGUACGACCCCGUCCCUAUAGAGCAGUCUCAGUUCGUUAUUUCCGGCACGCAGGAUUACACCAGAGUCUGGAUAUCCCCUACGAGGCAGAUCCGAUGGAGAGCCCGACUGUACCAGCCCGGACAGACCAUCAUCGUGGAUCUGCAGCGGUUCCAGUCGAUCCAGUUCCAAAGUGCUGCCGACCUGACCGGUUCCCACAUCCGAUCCAACAAACCCGUGUCGGUAUCCUCGGGGGCCUCCUGCACACUCGUACCGGCCGGUGUGUACCGGUGCGAUCACCUGGUGGAGAUGAUACCGCCGGUGUCCACCUGGGGCAAACGGUUCACCCUCCUGCCCUUCGUCAACCGGACCUCGGGGUUCAUCUUCCGGGUGAUCGCGGCUCGCCAGCAGACGGAGAUCAACGUCGCCGGCACCAACACCUGGUUGAUGCAGAUGGGGGAGUUCAGAGAGUACGACCAGGUGUCCCCGUUCCCUGUAGCCAUCACGGCAAGCCGGCCGGUUCUAGUGGUUCAGUACGCUAAAGGCUUCGAGAGCGACAUGAUGGGAGACCCUUUCAUGACCAUUGUUCCUCCCGUUGAACAGUACAUUAUGGGCACGGUGACUUUCGGGACCUUCAACGAGUCGUCGCUGCUACAGCAGCGGCAGCCUCUUAGGAGCUUCAUCUGCAUCUCUGUAUCUGCUGAGGCACUCUUCGCCGUCAGCCUGAACAACAUUCCGGUCCUGGACAGCAGGAGGUAUGUACCUGCCUUCGGGAGGCUGGCCACCUACGGCGCCGAUCGCUCCUUUGAGAUCGCCCGCGGUGCCAACACCAUUGCCAACCCCUCGCUAUUCACGAGAUUCGGAGCGAUCGUCUACGGCUUUGGACUGGGAACAUCUUACGGAUUCCCGGUUGGCUACAGGUUAAUUCGGCAGUUGUGUACUCGUGUGAACCACGGAACAGAGCAGGUCAUAGAGUACGACUGUUUCGAUACCAACGUGGGAAAUGUUCCACCAGGGCAACCGGUACCAGGCGACCCAACUGGGGCCGGUCCGAAACUACCCCCUGAAGAGGAUCCGAACCGGCCUGCCGGUGGUUCGAUACCGCCCGGGAACCCUGCCUUCCCGUUCGUCCCAGACCCCAACUGGCCGACUGCCCAGAUACCGCUGCCGCCGAUUGCACCGCCUGAACAACCCGAAGACGGCUGUUUCUCGACUGGUCUGCUCAUCCUGGGUGCUAUAGCGCCCGCUGCCGUCGUCUUCCUCAUUAUGUUGAUCAUCCUCGUCUCUCUUCAGCAGUCGAAAAACAAGUACUGAUAAUCAUCAUUAUAUCAGAACCAGAAGUAUGUCGCCGCCAAUAUCAAUACAGCCUCAGGUCGACCGUCGACGGAAUCCGACGUUGUUGAAACUCAACUUUUUUUUUAAAGUGCGUCACUGUUAGGCCUACCCGGUACCAUUCAAAGCACUCAUCUGGUGUUACGGACAAAAAAAAUAGGCCUAGAGUGCAAACUUGCCCGUUUUGAAAAUUAAUGAUUUUACCGAUAAAUCAAUCACACUAAGCUCGUACCGAAAUCAUGUUGCCAGCUUUUGCUCGGAUAAUCUGUCAUGGGGCAGACUUUGUACAAUGCCUGCUUUCGCCAUUAAAGGGGGCCUUCAUACAGUUAAGCGUUAUAUGGUCAACAUGGAAGAUGAGUUUGAAGAGAUGUGGAAAGUACCAAAUAAUAGUUAUUUUUAUUCUCUAAAACAUAUGUGCCUUAUCCCCAUAUGCUGUCUGUCAUGGUAACUUGGUGAGGGGUCGAUCCAUGAUGAACCGGUGGUGAGUCGUGACGUAUCUUGCACCUGCGCGUGAGUUAUAAAGUACCCUCAUCCCCAAGUACGGUGUGUUCGAUGAAAGUUGAUUAACCACAUGGGUCUCGACCGAACCCUGGUUUUAGGAACAGUUUACAUGUAAUUAUAGUAAAACACAUCUGCCUUCGGGUUUGUAUAGUGUUAUCUGCUGAGGUCGACACUUCUUAUCAGCCUAGGACCUAUGUACCAAAUCGCAAGAAUAGAACAUGUUGUACAUUGUUUGUAGUGAUCCCUUUGUUUACGGCUUGUAGUUUAGAAAAUUCAGAAGCAAACUUAGCAUUAAAAGAGUAGAAAAUUCAAAGAAAAUAGGGCCCACAUAAAAGAUAAAGUAAAGGUCUAUGGCCCUAUAAAUUACAAUAAAUUGCUCUCUCAAAAAAAUAAAUAAUCGUGAUGGAUAAUUACUUGUGGCCACACUUGAAUUGGACAAUACAAAGCUCAUGAUUGUAUUCUGCAAAUUAUGAGCGGGGG